AUCGGUGCUGUCGCUUCCGGUCCGGGUAAACGAACCUUAGGUACACUGGUGUGUGGCGUCCCAAGAUAGGCUUCUGAGGGCAAGUCAGCGAGUGAAGACGGGAGCGCCAGAAUCUGUGGACUCAAGAGUCUAGAAUCAAGUGGAAAAACCGGAAAAAAGGCCAGGAACCUGAAUACGACCUAAUAGCUGUUUCCGAGGGGGCAACUUCCACGGAGAACCUUCUGCCCUGGUAACGGCCAAAGAGGAGGAGAUGGCGCCAGUCAGGGAGCGGCCGUGGCCCAGACAGUGAGGAAGCGCGAAGGCGGAGCAACCGAGGAAUCCUCCGGAGAAGAAUCAGAGCCGUCGCUACCGCCACUACAGCCACCACCAUGGAAGGAGCAAAGCCGACAUUGCAGCUCGUGUACCAGGCAGUGCAGGCGCUUUACCACGACCCAGAUCCCAGCGGAAAGGAGCGCGCCUCAUUUUGGCUUGGGGAGCUGCAGCGUUCGCCUCUUUGAAAUGUGCUGCUAGUGGGAGCUGCAGCUUCCUCCUGCUGACUCUGAGCCCCAGGCUUCGGUUGAGAUGGUCCUUUCAGAAAUGUGGAGCUUAGUCCAAGCCUGGAUUUCAGUGGGUAGCACCUGGCAUCUGUGGCUAGAAAGUCCUAUGAAGUUUUUUUUAGGGUCUCACUCUCACCCAGGCUGGAGUGCGGUGGUGUAAUCUCGGCUCACUGCAACCUCUGCCUCCUGAGUUCAAGCUAUUUUCCUGUCUCAGCCUCCCGAGUAGCUAGGAUUGCAGGUUCAUGCAUGGGAGAUCUCGGACCAGUUGUUACAGAUCCGACAGGAUGUGGAGUCAUGCUAUUUUGCUGCACAGACCAUGAAAAUGAAGAUUCAGACCUCAUUUUAUGAGCUCCCCACAGACUCUCAUGCCUCUUUACGGGACUCAUUGCUAACCCAUAUCCAGAACUUGAAAGACUUGUCACCUGUCAUUGUAACGCAGCUGGCUUUAGCAAUAGCAGAUCUUGCCCUACAGAUGCCUUCCUGGAAGGGAUGUGUGCAAACACUGGUGGAAAAAUACAGCAAUGAUGUGACUUCUUUGCCUUUUUUGCUAGAGAUCCUUACAGUGUUACCUGAAGAAGUACAUAGUCGUUCCUUACGAAUUGGAGCUAAUCGGCGCACAGAAAUUAUAGAAGAUUUGGCCUUCUACUCUAGUACAGUAGUAUCUCUAUUGAUGACCUGUGUAGAAAAAGCAGGAACAGAUGAGAAAAUGCUUAUGAAGGUUUUUCGCUGUUUGGGAAGUUGGUUUAACUUGGGAGUUUUGGACAGUAACUUCAUGGCUAACAAUAAAUUACUAGCACUCCUUUUUGAGGUUUUGCAACAGGAUAAGACCUCGUCUAACCUACAUGAAGCUGCUUCGGACUGUGUAUGCUCAGCUCUCUAUGCCAUUGAGAAUGUGGAGACUAACUUGCCAUUAGCCAUGCAACUUUUUCAGGGAGUGCUGACAUUGGAGACUGCCUAUCAUAUGGCCGUGGCACGUGAAGAUUUAGACAAAGUUCUGAAUUACUGCCGUAUUUUCACUGAACUAUGUGAAACUUUUCUUGAAAAAAUUGUUUGUACUCCAGGCCAAGGUCUUGGGGACCUUCGAACUCUGGAGCUGCUGCUUAUCUGUGCAGGACAUCCUCAAUAUGAGGUAGUAGAAAUUUCAUUUAACUUUUGGUACCGACUGGGGGAACAUUUGUACAAAACUAACGAUGAAGUUAUUCAUGGCAUCUUCAAAGCUUACAUUCAGAGGCUGCUUCACGCCUUGGCUCGACACUGCCAGCUGGAACCAGACCAUGAGGGGGUUCCUGAGGAGACUGAUGACUUUGGGGAGUUUCGCAUGAGGGUAUCAGACCUGGUAAAGGACUUGAUUUUCUUGAUAGGGUCUAUGGAGUGUUUUGCUCAGUUAUAUUCUACUCUGAAAGAAGGCAACCCACCCUGGGAGGUGACAGAAGCGGUUCUCUUUAUCAUGGCUGCUAUAGCAAAGAGUGUUGAUCCGGAAAACAAUCCAACACUUGUGGAAGUCCUAGAAGGAGUUGUCCGCCUCCCGGAGACCGUACAUACGGCUGUGCGAUACACCAGCAUUGAAUUGGUUGGAGAGAUGAGUGAAGUCGUUGAUCGAAAUCCUCAGUUCCUUGACCCUGUGUUGGGCUAUUUGAUGAAAGGCCUGUGUGAAAAGCCCCUGGCUUCUGCUGCAGCCAAAGCCAUUCAUAACAUUUGCUCUGUCUGCCGAGAUCACAUGGCUCAGCACUUUAAUGGACUCCUGGAGAUUGCCCGCUCCCUCGAUUCCUUCCUGUUGUCUCCAGAAGCUGCUGUGGGCUUGCUAAAAGGGACAGCACUUGUCCUAGCCCGAUUACCUUUGGAUAAGAUUACCGAAUGUCUUAGUGAACUAUGUUCUGUUCAGGUUAUGGCAUUGAAAAAGCUGUUGUCUCAAGAGCCCAGCAAUGGCAUAUCCUCAGAUCCCACAGUGUUCUUAGAUCGCCUUGCAGUGAUAUUUAGGCAUACCAAUCCCAUUGUGGAAAAUGGACAGACUCAUCCGUGUCAGAAAGUCAUACAGGAAAUAUGGCCAGUUUUAUCCGAGACUCUAAAUAAGCACCGAGCUGAUAAUCGGAUUGUAGAGCGUUGUUGCAGGUGCCUGCGCUUUGCUGUUCGCUGUGUAGGCAAAGGAUCUGCAGCACUGCUGCAGCCACUAGUCACACAGAUGGUGAAUGUGUACCACGUACAUCAGCAUUCCUGCUUCCUGUACCUUGGCAGUAUCCUCGUGGAUGAAUAUGGCAUGGAAGAAGGCUGUCGGCAGGGACUGCUAGACAUGCUCCAGGCACUGUGCAUCCCCACCUUUCAGCUCCUAGAACAGCAGAAUGGUCUCCAGAAUCACCCUGACACUGUAGAUGACCUGUUCCGGCUAGCCACCAGGUUUAUUCAGCGUAGCCCUGUCACCUUGCUGCGGAGCCAAGUGGUCAUCCCUAUCUUACAGUGGGCCAUUGCCUCUACUACCCUGGACCACCGGGAUGCCAAUUGUAGUGUCAUGAGGUUUCUACGAGACCUCAUUCAUACAGGGGUAGCCAAUGAUCAUGAAGAAGACUUUGAAUUACGGAAAGAACUGAUUGGACAGGUGAUGAACCAGCUUGGACAGCAGCUUGUCAGCCAGCUGCUGCACACCUGCUGCUUUUGCCUCCCCCCCUAUACCCUACCAGAUGUGGCUGAAGUGCUCUGGGAGAUCAUGCAGGUUGACAGACCGACUUUUUGUCGAUGGUUAGAAAAUUCCUUAAAAGGUUUGCCAAAGGAAACAACCGUGGGAGCCGUCACAGUGACACACAAACAACUUACAGACUUCCACAAGCAAGUCACUAGUGCUGAGGAAUGUAAGCAAGUUUGCUGGGCCUUGCGAGACUUCACCAGGUUGUUUCGAUAGCUCACACUCCUGCACUGUGCCUGUCACCCAGGAAUGUCUUUUUUAAUUAGAAGACAGGAAGAAAACAAAAACCAGACUGUGUCCCACAAUCAGAAACCUCCGUUAUGGCAGAGGGGCCUUCACCGCCACCAGGGUGUCCCGCCAGACAGGGAGAGACUCCAGCCUUCUGAGGCCAUCCUGAGGAGUUCCUGUUUGGGGGUGUGAGGGAAAAUCAGCGCGGAUUUUAAAAAGAUGGCUGUGGCCUGCCCGGCAUGGUGGGAGGGGAGCUGGUUUCCUGGUGAACUUUCUAAAAGGAAAAAUAAUUUUAAGUAAAGAAAAAAGAAAAAAAAGGAAGACUAAACAGAAACCAGAACUGAAACAUUCACCUGGUAGCAAAUGACACAUGCACGCACACACACAUACACGCACAAGCGCCAGUGCGCACGUGUACACGGAAAAACAAAAGGACAAGCUUUCUGUGAAACAAAAUAUUUACUUAGGGAUAAUGUGGGGAUUCACAUGAAUUAAAUAGCUGCAAUUGGAAGAAGAGGGUCAGGGUCAUUUGUUCAGGUUUUCUAUUGUUUUGUCCUCUCUUUCCUCUCCUACCCUUCCUUCUCUUUCUCUCUCCCCUCCUUUUAAAUGCAAAUGAGUAGAAAUUUCUUCUACCUUCCCCAGCUGUUUCUUCCCACCUUUAGAGUUGUUUAGACAAGGAGGAGUAAGCAAGGAACUUGUUCUGCUUUCUAUCGUGGUCACAUUGGUGAUGCUCAGGACCUGCCAGGGUCAGAAUUUAUGGAUAUCUGAACCCUGACCCCGUUCAUUCUCUCAGUCCACUUCCAAUCCACAUCAGAUUGUUGUCUGCCUUGGAGAGAAGAGCCAAAACUGGGGUGGGCGGGUGGGUGGGGAGUGCAGGAUAUAAAUGUGUAAGUUUUUGUUUUUUAAGGUUUUUUUCUUAGUGAAUUAUUCACCCACAGACAUGAGAGAAAAAAAGAGGGAGGGUGUGUGGAGAAAAAAUGUUUACAGGGCUAACAAGGGAUGAUGUGUCAUUUAGUAUUUUACUAAAAAGUGUGGAAAUGACUUGAUUUUAAGGAGAGGGUGAGGCCGAAGAGGGAAGCCCAAAGCAGAUCUUAAUGUUUCAAAGGAGUGCAGCCCUUCACAGCCAUCAGAUAUGAGGGCACUGUUCUGUCUGGUGUUGUAGCCAUCUCAAGAACAAAUCAACAGCAACAAAGAGAAAGAAUAAAUUUUUAAAAUUUAA
Molecule: messenger RNA, 4657 nt
Organism: Pan troglodytes (chimpanzee)
Lineage: Eukaryota; Metazoa; Chordata; Mammalia; Primates; Hominidae
Gene: TNPO3
Product: transportin 3
Exons: 25
Coding region: 853-3426 (857 amino acids)
Biological process (GO): protein import into nucleus
Cellular component (GO): cytoplasm
Source: RefSeq, a predicted model, not a curated record